UUUCUAGGCAGGCGCGGCUUCCGGGAGCGCGCACGUUCUGGAGCCCGCGCCGAUCGCAGGCGCUGCGGCCGCGCACGUUGGUCACUUGCUGCCGUUUCAGGGCUGCAGGUUGGCCUGGAUCCUGAGGGUCUGGACCCAUGUGGAAACUGGUACCCGUCGCGGGCCCCGCCCGAGAACCAUACAGACUUUUGACUGGUGUUGAGUACAUUGUUGGAAGGAAAAACUGUGGCAUUCUAAUUGAAGAUGAUCAGUCAAUCAGUCGAAAUCAUGCUGUGUUAACUGCUAACUUUUCUGUAACCAACCUGAGUCAAACGGAUGAAAUCCCUACACUGACAAUAAAAGAUAAUUCUAAGUAUGGUACCUUUGUUAAUGAGGAAAAAAUGCAGAAUGGCCUUUCCUUAACUUUGAAGACAAGGGAUAGAAUUACUUUUGGAGUGUUUGAAAGUAAAUUCAGAGUAGAGUAUGAGCCUUUGGUUGCAUGCUCUUCUUGUUUAGAUGUCGCUGGGAAAACUGCUUUAAAUCAAGCUGUAUUGCAACUUGGAGGACUUACAGUAAAUAAUUGGACAGAAGAAUGCACUCACCUUGUCAUGAUAUCAGUUAAAGUUACCAUUAAAACAAUAUGUGCACUCAUUUGUGGACGUCCAAUUGUAAAGCCAGAAUACUUUACUGAAUUUCUUAAAGCAGUUCAGUCCAAGAAACAGCCUCCACAAAUUGAAAGUUUUUACCCACCUAUUGAUGAACCAGCUAUUGGAAGUAAAAAUAUUGAUCUGUCAGGACGACAGGAAAGAAAACAAAUCUUCAAAGGGAAAACAUUUGUAUUUCUAAAUGCCAAGCAGCAUAAAAAAUUAAGUUCAGCAGUUGUUUUUGGAGGAGGAGUUGCUAGGUUGAUAACAGAAAAAAAUGAAGAAGAAGAUAGUUUCUUUUCAGCUCCUGGAACUUGUGUUGUUGAUGUAGGAAUAACAGAUUCACCGAACUUAAUUCCUGACUCUCAGAAAAAAUGGAUUCAUUCAAUUAUGGAUAUGCUCCAAAGGCAGGGUCUCAGACCUAUUCCUGAAGCAGAGCUUGGAUUGGCAGUUAUUUUCAUGACUACAGAGAAUUACUGUGAUCCUCAGGGCCAGCCCAGUACAGGAUUGAAGACAACGACUCCAGGGUCAAGCUUUUCUCAAGGCUUGUCAGUCAAUGAAAAACUGAUGCCAAGCGCCCCAGUGAAUACUACAACAUAUGUAGCUGACACAGAAUCAGAACAAGCAGAUACAUGUAUGGAUUUGAGUGAAAGGCCAAAAGAAAUCAAAAUCUCCAGAAUGAAACAAAAAUUCAGAGGGCCUUCACAAGAAACAUUCACUGUGAAGGAACCCCCCAAGAUAAGCUCUAAUAAUAAUAAUACAGUAUCAAAUACUCUGGUUAGGAUGAAAAUCCCUAACUAUCAGCUUUCACCAACGAAAUUCCCAAGUGUAAAUAAAAGUAGAGAUCGGGCUUCUCAGCAGCAGCAGACUAACUCCAUCAAAAACUACUUUCAGCCAUCUACCAGGAAAAGGGAAAGGGAUGAAGAAAAUCAAGAAAUUUCUUCAUCUAAAUCAGCAAGAAUAGAAAUGUCUUGUUCUCUUUUAGAACAAACACAACCUGCUACACCCUCAAUAUGGAAAAAUAGAGAGCAACAUCUAUCUCAGAAUGAGCCUGAAGGGAAAAAAACAGAUAACUUACUUACAGAUACAGAUUUAAAAUCCACUGUGAAAAAUUCUGCCAGUAAAUUUCUUUCUACAGAAAAGCUAAGAUCAGAAAAAAGACAAGAAAUUGAUGAUUUAGCCAUAGAAGAUGAAGUAUUAGAACAGUUACUCAAGAACACAAGACCAGAGUUGGAAAUCAAAGUGAAAGUUCACAAACAAGAGGAAGCCAUCAAUAUUAGAAAAAGGCCAAGAUUUGAUAUAGAAACAAAUGGCACUUUUAAUGAUGAAGCAAUAUCAGAAAGUAACAAAAUACCUCAAGAAAGUGAAACUGGGAAGAAAUGUGAACUCAAGAAAGAAUCACUCUGGUCAACUAAAGAAGAACUAUUUAACAAUGACGAGCUUCAGGAUCAUGGUGAGAUGCUUCCAAGGAAGGUGUUACUGAUUGAAUUUAGAUCACUGGUGGUUAGUAACUCUACCUCCAGAGAUGCAUCCAGAGUAAAUGAUGAUUAUGGUCAACUAAAGAAUUUCAAGAAAUUCAAAAAGGUCACAUUUCCUGGAGCAGGAAAACUUCCACACAUCAUUGGAGGAUCAGAUCUAAUAGCUCAUCAUGCUCGAACGAGUACAGAAUUAGAAGAAUGGUUAAGGCAGGAAAUGGAGGUGCAAAAUCAGCAUGCAAAAGAAGAGUCUCUUGCUGAUGAUCUUUUCAGAUACAAUCCUAAUGUAAAAAGGAGAAGAUAAGUGAGGAUUGUAUAAAGAAGCCAUGGAGAAACAUUUCCUAUCAAGCAUUUAAUUCAGGUUUCCUCUGGGACACAUGCAUAUAUAGUGUAUAGAAAAGAUUUAAGUUACAAAUAUUUUAUGGGCUAAAUUUGUUAAAUAAAAUGCACAAAACUCCA
Molecule: messenger RNA, 2557 nt
Organism: Equus quagga
Lineage: Eukaryota; Metazoa; Chordata; Mammalia; Perissodactyla; Equidae
Gene: NBN
Product: nibrin
Exons: 16
Coding region: 138-2402 (754 amino acids)
Biological process (GO): mitotic G2 DNA damage checkpoint signaling; double-strand break repair via homologous recombination; telomere maintenance
Cellular component (GO): Mre11 complex; nucleus
Molecular function (GO): protein binding; damaged DNA binding
Source: RefSeq, a predicted model, not a curated record